UCACUUCCUCCUGAUAGAUGUUAACCUUUUGGCUCAGUGAAGUUAAACCGUUUUUGCUCCUCUGAGGACAAAAUGACUCCAGGUAACGUCGCAUGGGCAUGUUUCAUAUUUUGGACUGCAGGUGUAUGCGAGUGCGUCCUGAUCACUCAGUGGCCCAGAGAGAUUAUCAGUAACUCGAGGGCACAAAUGCACUGCUACCAGAACGACACCGAUUAUGAAUAUCUGUACUGGUACCGACAGCUUAGAGGAGGACAGAUUCAGCUCAUCGUGUAUUUGCUGGCUGGCAACCCGAACUAUGAGCCAGACUUUAAAUCCGGCUUCGAAGCAGAGCGCUCGCAGACGAAGCAGUGGUCUCUGACUGUCUCCAGCGUUGAGCAGAAAGACGAGGCCGUGUAUCUGUGUGCUGCCAGUCUCACUGGUGAAUCUGAAGCUUACUUUGGAGCUGGAACUAAACUCACUGUUUUAGCUGCUGGGGCAACAGCCACUGAACCAAAAACAGUGAAAAUCCUUCCACCUUCACACCGUGAGUGUAGAGACCAGAAGAAGGACAAAGGGGAGAGGAGGAAGACCCUGGUGUGCCUGGCGUCUGGUUUCUACCCGGAUCAUGUCAGCGUGUUCUGGCAGCUCAACGGCCAGAACAUCACUGAUGGUGUGGCGACCGACGCCGCCGCCAAGAAGAAUGAAAGCUCAGGAACGUACUCCAUCACCAGCAGGCUGAGGCUGCGGGCCAAGACCUGGUUCAACCCUGGCAAUUUAUUCAGUUGUUACGUCACAUUCUUUAAUGGAACUAACUACAAAAUCUACACAGCAUCCAUUAAGCCAAAUGAAACGGACAAGGGGAUGACACGAGAGAAAUACCUGAAAAUUACCCAGAACGCCAAACUCUCCUACAGCGCCCUGAUCGUGAAGAGCUGCCUCUACGCCGCCUUGGUCUGCUUUCUGGUCUGGAAGCUUCAGAGUUCACCCAGAAAACAGAAGUGAGCGCUGAACUGAUGCCUGAACAAAGUAACAAUCUUCAGGAGAAACUUUUUUUUCCUUUCUGGUUUCUGUAAAUAAAAUCUCCAGAACACAGAA
This is a messenger RNA of Xiphophorus hellerii (green swordtail), 1074 nucleotides long. RefSeq names its product M1-specific T cell receptor beta chain-like. The coding region runs from base 73 to 981 and encodes 302 amino acids. The transcript is spliced from 8 exons. The record is from RefSeq and is a predicted model, not a curated record. Lineage: Eukaryota; Metazoa; Chordata; Actinopteri; Cyprinodontiformes; Poeciliidae. Gene Ontology annotation, cellular component: plasma membrane. Gene Ontology annotation, biological process: cell surface receptor signaling pathway.